UACCACUUCAAAAAAAAAAACUGUUUUACUUCUCUAUUAUUAUUAUUAUCAGUUUGCCAAUUGGAUUCUUGUCCUUCAUGUGGAGAGAGCAAAAAGAUAUACCUCUUGCAGUCUGCACAUCUACAGAGGUAGGCCAUCCAGAGAAAAAGCAAAUCCCAAACGCCAUAAAACCAGAGCCAACACCCAAAAACACUCUUUCUUCAGCAAAUCAAGGCACCCCAGACCUUCAAGGUUCAUGGUUUUUCCAGUUUAGCCAAAACCCUUUUCUUAAAUCCUUCUAACAACUUUCAAAACUGUCAUGAUUUGAUCUAUCAACGCCUACACUCAAAUGGGUUUUCCCUCAAAACCCUUUUCUCUCCUCCUCUCUCUCUCUCUUCUUCUCUUUACCGAUCUAGCUCUAUCUGCCACUGACUAUAACGCUUUGGUGUAUAAGGGCUGUGCAAAACAGGCUUUUCAAGAUCCAACUGGUGUAUACUCACAAGCCCUCUCUGCUCUCUUUGGGUCGCUAGUUUCCCAGUCAACUAAAACCAAGUUCUUUAAAACCACCACUGGGACCGGCCAAACCACAAUCACUGGUCUCUUUCAAUGUAGAGGAGACCUCAGUACUGGUGACUGCUACAAGUGUGUCAGUGGACUGCCUGUGUUGACUGACAAACUCUGCGGCAAAACCAUAGCUGCAAGAGUUCAACUUUAUGGAUGCUAUAUGUUGUAUGAGGUUGCUGGGUUUGCUCAAGUUUCAGGCAUGGAAAUGUUGUUCAAGACUUGUGGAGCUACGAACAUUGCAGGAAGUGGGUUUGAAGAGAGAAGGGAUACUGCGUUUUCAGUUAUGCAAAAUGGUGUUGUUAGUGGACAUGGGUUCUAUACAACUAGCUACCAAUCUGUGUAUGUUUUAGGCCAAUGUGAAGGCGAUGUGGGGGAUUCAGAUUGUGGUGAAUGCGUGAAAAAUGCUGCCCAGAGAGCUCAGGUUGAAUGUGGGAACGCUAUUUCAGGGCAAAUCUAUCUGCACAAAUGUUUUAUUAGUUACAGCUAUUAUCCAAAUGGGGUACCCAGGAGAUCAUCAUCAUCUUCUUCUUCAUCUUCUUCUCCAUCUUCAUCAGGGCAAAAUCCAGGAAAGACAGUAGCUAUUGUAUUAGGAGGUGCGGCUGCAGUGGGAUUCUUGGCUAUAUGUUUGUUGUUUGCAAGAGGAUUGAUGAAGAAACAUGAUGAUUUUUGACAGCAAUAGAUGGACCUUAAAAAGAGGCAAAUAUCCCUUUCUUGAGGUUGGAUUCUUCCUAUAUUUCCAAUUCUUUCAAAAGUAAAACCUGGGUUUAAAUUUAUGGUGGAGCAAUAUAGGUAGGGUUGGUAAAUGUGGGGUCUUUAUUACAUUCUGGUGGGAGAGUUUAUUGGGAAGGCAAGCAUAUUAGGGCAUUAAUUUUCUGUUUUUUUUUUUUUUUCUCUUUUUUCUUUUUUACAAAGGUGAAAAAGAUGUUUGAAUGUUUGCCAUUUGGAUGGAUUAUAGAGAAGGUUGAAAUGAAUUAAUGAAUGGGUUAUGGCCUUUUCCUUUUUUUUUU
Manihot esculenta (cassava) is the source of this 1550-nucleotide messenger RNA. Its product is annotated as plasmodesmata-located protein 2. Gene Ontology annotation, biological process: plasmodesmata-mediated intercellular transport; transport of virus in multicellular host. The record is from RefSeq and is a predicted model, not a curated record. The coding region runs from base 329 to 1213 and encodes 294 amino acids. The transcript has 3 exons. Gene Ontology annotation, cellular component: plasmodesma. NCBI's taxonomy places the organism in Eukaryota, Viridiplantae, Streptophyta, Magnoliopsida, Malpighiales, Euphorbiaceae.